AUGAAGACAGCAAUCGUUUGCAUACUCUUCUCCUUAGUGCUGGGUGCCAUCUUUGCAGGUGCUGCUAGCCAAGUGGGGAAGGCAGGUGGAGCCAAUAAAAAUCAGAAGCCAGGUAUCUCUAACCAGAAGGUGAGACCAGGGUCUACUGCUGAUAAAGAAGAGGAGAAAAAUAUGGCUAAAUCUCCUUCUGGCAACAUAGCGGAGGUCCAAAAUGACAGCAAGAAGCCAUCAGAGGACCAGGGCAACUGUCCAGCACUCUUUGACCCUGUCUGUGGCUCUGAUGAAAAAACCUACAACAACAUGUGUUCGUUUGAAGAAGCAAAUAAGAAAAGUAAUGGAAAACUAAAUCUGAAACACAAAGGAAAGUGCUGA
Molecule: messenger RNA, 372 nt
Organism: Phascolarctos cinereus (koala)
Lineage: Eukaryota; Metazoa; Chordata; Mammalia; Diprotodontia; Phascolarctidae
Source: RefSeq, a predicted model, not a curated record